This is a messenger RNA of Dendronephthya gigantea, 2346 nucleotides long. Its product is annotated as ubiquitin carboxyl-terminal hydrolase 32-like. Gene Ontology annotation, cellular component: Golgi apparatus. Gene Ontology annotation, biological process: protein deubiquitination. The annotation marks the transcript as partial. Lineage: Eukaryota; Metazoa; Cnidaria; Anthozoa; Malacalcyonacea; Nephtheidae. The transcript is spliced from 12 exons. Gene Ontology annotation, molecular function: cysteine-type deubiquitinase activity. The record is from RefSeq and is a predicted model, not a curated record.
GCGUGGGAUAAUCACCUUAAAAGAAAUAAAUCGAUCGUCGUGGAUUUAUUCCAAGGCCAGUUAAAAAGUUGUGUACGAUGUUUACAAUGCAGUCACAUCAGCGUUCGUUUUGAUCCAUACACCUUCUUGUCCCUGCCGAUUCCUAUGGAUAACUCUAUCUAUGUCGAAUGUAUUGUUGUCACUCUCGAUGGUUCUGUUCCGAUUAAAUAUGGUUUACUGUUAAACACAGACGACAACUACAAGAUGUUAAAAAAACAGCUGGCGAAACUUUGUUCUUUAACUCCCAGUCAACUUUUAAUGGCUGAGCUACUUGGUGCAUCUAUUAAGGGUCAACCUUUGGAUAGUCAAAAAGUUCGUUCAAGCCUAUCAGGGAUCUUGUACGCAUUCGAGAUUCCUACCCCACCGGUAGUUGUGGAGAAUUCGCCUCCGAACAUAGCACUUGUAUCCUCUGGUGAAGCUUCCGAAAAUUUAAGUACAGAGGGUUGCAUAUCCGGCCAUAACGACAACGAUGGAUGUGACACGAACUCCUCUGACACGAAACGCUCUGAAAGUCACCCUUGUGAUACUCGUCGCGCUGAACUCGUACGAAGUCCUAGUCGGAGUAGCAGCGAGAGAAGCUAUAGUGGGACGCUAAAACUACCCUGUCUUAGUCGACAAACCUCGGACGACGAUGAAGACACUAUAGAAGUCGGUUCCGAAGUGUCUAAGAGAAACAACGUAGGAUUAUUAAAACAAUUAAGUCCCAGGUUUAUGCGGAAACUCACCGGUAAGAAAUCGGCGAACCAUUGGAAUACGACAGAAGCCGGGAAUACGACGGUGGAGUUGUCUUCCUACUCUGGUCAACCGUCUGCCAGUGUUCAAUCAACUCCUGGUCACUCGCGAAAUACAAGCAUUUCAUCGGCGAAUUCCGGAAAUUCAGUGCAUACUGGAAUACAUUUGGCUGGCCAGACUUGCGGAUAUUUGAUAGGACUUCAUCGAAAACUGAUGAGGAUGGAUGUUUAUUUCAUAGCACCUCAAAAGAAUCGUCCAAGUUUGUUUGGUUGUCCCCUCAUCAUUCCUUGUAUUCCAGGCACUAAGAACAGCGAGUUAUAUUUAAGUGUUUGGCAGCAAAUAUCACGGUUCGUUAGUGUCCCAUCGCCUGGAGAUGAACUAUCGUCUAACAGGCAGAAUGGAUAUCCUUUCGAGUUGAAGGUCGUCACUGAAAGUGGUCUUUCGUGCGCUUUGUGCCCUUGGUUUAAGUUCUGUCGCGGUUGUACUAUAGAAUGCAAUGAUGAACAGUUUAACUGCAAUUGUCAAUAUCUUGCCAUUGAGUGGGAGCCCACCACGUUACAUUUAAGAUAUCAGUCAUCGCAAGAAAAGGUGUUCACGGAACACGCAAGUGUCGAGCAAAGUCGUCGUCUUCAGACGGAACCCAUCGACCUUUAUGAAUGUUUUAAAGCGUUCACAAAAGAGGAAGAAUUAGGAGAAGAUGAAUUGUGGUAUUGUUCCAAAUGUAAGAAACAUCAAUUAGCAAGUAAAAAGUUGGAUAUCUGGAGCUUACCUCCGAUAUUGAUAAUACACUUGAAACGAUUUCAAUUUAUGAACGGACGGUGGGUGAAGUCGAACAAAAUCGUAAAUUUUCCAAUGGAGACAUUUGAUCCAUCGGAAUUCGUCGUAAAACGGACAACGACGAGUAAUGUGUGCGAGGAUAGUACAUUUGUAAGAACAGUGAACGUUCAAACAGCAGCCGAAGAAAUCUUGGAGCAUGGUAAAGAAUCUGGAUGUCCAGUGGUUCUUGAAACAGAUUGCGACAAGAAUCAUUUAAUCUCAGAACGGCAGCACAAAGAAUCCAGUGAUUCAGGCUUGUCGUCGAAUUCUUCGGGUUAUUCCAGUAACGAGUCGUGUGUUGUAACCGGGGGUAUUCCUGAUAUCAAUGAAGAUUCUGACUGCUCAUCGCAAUCAGCCACGGAGAAAUACUCUGAAAGACAUUUAAAGGAGGGCAAACAUCCUUGCUGUGCAGAAAAACAUUCCGUUGAUGGAAACUCUGACAAAGUCCGCGCGCUUGAUAAAACUUCGAGUGAAACAAGAGGGAAGAACGGUUCGAGUGAAGACUGUAAGAAAGAUAAUCAUUAUGACCAGGCACCUGUAAAGACUGAUUUCGAUGACACGUCCAGUUGUUCAUCCUCAAGUAAGACAAGUGAUGUCAACUGUGUCGCAAUAAAUAGUGUAGAUACUUUUGACGUGGAAUCUUCUGGUAUUGCCGAAAAGAACGUGAAAGGCGAUAAUGAAAACGAUACGUCACGAAUGUUGUACAAUUUAUAUACCAUAUCUAGUCACACAGGCGUGAUGGGAGGUGGUCAUUAUGUU